Messenger RNA from Hibiscus syriacus, 981 nucleotides. Its product is annotated as ribonuclease P protein subunit p25-like protein. NCBI's taxonomy places the organism in Eukaryota, Viridiplantae, Streptophyta, Magnoliopsida, Malvales, Malvaceae. Bases 160 to 885 code for a protein of 241 amino acids. The record is from RefSeq and is a predicted model, not a curated record. Gene Ontology annotation, molecular function: RNA binding. The transcript has 8 exons.
CUCUCCAGACUCCAAAUCUAUCGUUCACCUGAGCUCAUCUCACUGCAGUGUUCAAAGAGAUUUUCUCAAAACAUAUCAAGUAUAAAGCCUCUUUAGCCUUUGCCCCUUUGUUAAAACUCAAAGCUUCCUCGCAGUCACUCUGUUUCGCCCAGGAUAGAAAUGGACCGGUACCAGAAGGUGGAGAAGCCAAAAGCUGACACACCCAUUAACGAGAAUGAACUCAGAAUUACAGCUCAAGGGAGAAUGAGGAAUUAUAUUUCUUACGCCAUCACUCUGUUUCAGGAGAAAGGUGCCAAUGAGAUUGUACUUAAAGCCACGGGUAGAGCUAUCAACAAGACUGUCAUGAUUGCUGAAUUAAUUAAGAGGAAGAUUGCUGGUCUUCAUCAGAACACAUCGGCUGGAUCGAUAGACAUAACUGACACCUGGGAACCACUGGAAGAAGGCCUUCUUCCCCUAGAAACCACUCGCCAUGUUUCAAUAAUCACGAUUACUUUGUCUAAACAGGAGCUGGAUUCAUCUUCAAUAGGAUAUCAGCCUCCGAUCCCAGCAGAUCAAGUGAAGCCAUUGAGUGAGUUUGAGGACAAUGAAGGAGGCAAUGGCAAUGGUGUGGUAAAGAACAGAAAUGCAGGAUAUGAUGAUGGGCGAGGUUAUGGAGCCAGACAUCGAGGUCGUGGGAGGGGGUGUGGUUCCCGAGGGCAUGCGGGAGGGUAUGGUGGUGGUCCUGGUGGAAAUAUGCAACAAGACUCAGGAUAUUACAACGGUAAUGACCCAUCAGGACCACUGCCUUCCCAGGGUCGUGGUAGUGGACGAGGAAGGGGAAGAGGACGUGGACGCGGUCCACCUCAGGAUUUCGCAUCUGAUGGUCCAUUCCAGAAAGGUGCUUGAGCAACAAGCACCAUCCUAGAUCCUUCUGAAGAACUAUGGCUUUAGAUUGAAACAAAACCAGUGGAUGGUUGCUCUAUUCAUUGCCAGUCUUUGUUU